Molecule: messenger RNA, 1088 nt
Organism: Hibiscus syriacus
Lineage: Eukaryota; Viridiplantae; Streptophyta; Magnoliopsida; Malvales; Malvaceae
Product: molybdenum cofactor sulfurase-like
Exons: 11
Coding region: 1-960 (319 amino acids)
Source: RefSeq, a predicted model, not a curated record
AUGGUUGAAGACACAAUUGGUUAUGAUUACAAUUUGUUUGUCUUCCCCUCUGAGUGCAAUUUCUCUGAAGUGAGAUUUAGCCUUUAUUUGGUGAAUAUUGUUAAGCAAAAUGCAGAAAAUAAAUCUGGAAGGGGAAGUUGGAUGGUCUUAAUUGAUGCUGCAAAGGGCUGUGCAACACAGCCUCCAGAUUUGUCACUGUAUCCUGCAGAUUUUGUUGUCAUCACAUUUUAUAAGUUGUUUGGCUAUCCAACUGGAUUUGGUGCUCUCAUUAUUCGAAAUGAUGCAACUAAGUUAUUGAAGAAGACAUAUUUCAGUUCAGGUACCGUUGCUGCUUCAAUUGCUGACAUUGACUUUGUCAGAAGACGAAAAGGAGUUGAGGAGCAUUUCGAGGAUGGCACCAUUUCACUCCUUAGCAUAGCAUCAAUUUGUCAUGGGUUUAAGAUAUUGAAUACCCUCACUACAUCUGCAAUUUCUAGGCAUACUAUGUCACUUACCAUGUUUUUGAAGAAGCUCUUAGCUUUGCGACAUGAAAAUGGAGCAGUGUCUGCACUCUUCAUGGCAAUUGUUUCUAUGCAUGACUCUGGCUCUAUUGUCUUAUUUAAACUGAAAAGAGCUGAUGGUUCUUGGUUUGGAUAUCGGGAGUUGGAAAAAUUGGCAUCCUUAUCUGGAAUUCAGUUACGUACAGGAUGCUUUUGCAAUCCUGGUUCCUGUGCAAAAUAUCUUGGCUUGUCUAACUCGGAUCUUCUUUCUAACGUAGAGGCUGGGCAUGUUAGCUGGGAUGACAAUGAUGUAAUAAAUGGAAAACCAACUGGAGCGGUUAGAGUAUCUAUUGGUUACAUGUCAACUUAUGAAGAUGCUAAGAAACUUGUUGAUUUUAUGAGAAGGUCCUUUGUAUCCAUACCAAGUGAGUUCGAGAAAGGGUACCUGUUCAGAUCAAAGUCAAUUCCAUACCAAAACUGAAGGUUGUUCAGGGUUUUGGUUCAUUUUUAUUUCCAAUAAAAUGAAAACUAUUUGUUAGAUUUGCAAGUUCUCCUUUUCCCAAUUGGCAAAUUAUUUCCAUUGUAAAAUGACGCUAUUAUACCUAUAUU